UGGAAAGGUCAUGGAUAAAGAGGUUAUUUUAUUUAUUUAUAUCAACCUUCAAAAUUCACAAAGAUAGAUUUUAAAAUGUGAUAUCGUUUGACUUAUAGCAAAUUGUUUCUUAACGAAAUAAAUAUAGCUUUGCCUUACUUGUGUGAUGUCUAUAGAAGAAAGUGCAAGCAAUGUCCAGAAAUCAGGAUUUUCAGACAAAUUACCUUUGUUACGAUCCAAUUCAACCCCUGUGGCAAAGGUACAGCACAAAAAAUUGAUACAACCUGAUGAUACAUGUUCUCUAAUAUUAGAACCUUCCUCGAAUCUACCUCAAGACUGCAGAAAUCAUAGGAAAAAGGAUAGAAAUGACGCUCUUAUUUAUACAAACAAAAUAUACUGUGAUAAACCUGGUUCUCUAGAAGAUAUUUCAGCAAUGUCUAUUUUAAGUGUAUAUCAGAAUGAUACCAAUUUGGAAAGUGAAAUGGAUACAUGCAGAGACAUGGAAAACGUUAAUGAGUCAACAAAAACAAUCAACAUAAUACCAAACAAUCUAGAAUCAAAGUCAACUUCUGAUAACAAGACAGAACUAACGUGUUCAAGAAGAUGUUGCCCAGAAAACAAUGCAUCAAAAUGUGCAAGACCAAAAAUAUUUUUCUUAGAUGGCAAGAGAUCAGUUGAUUACAUCCUUGUAUGGGAUGCUUUCAAUGAAGAUUCCAUCAAACCUGAUGCUCACACCAAAAGACAGAUAUUUGAAACAAAUUUGAUGAGGGAAGGUUUAGAGUUGGAAUAUGAACCUCAGGAACCAAAUGGACUGAAUUUUGUUAAGAUACAUGCCCCCAAAGAGGUGCUUAGGAGAUACAGUGAAAUUUUAAAAUUAAGAAUGCCUAUGAAAGAGGAGUUAUGUAGAUAUCCAACAGAUUAUCAGAGGCCCACUGUGUUUCAAAAUAUUACAGAUAAGAUCCCAGCUUUGAGACAGGUAUCCAGGAGCACAAAUUUUCUAGUAGAAGAGUUACACAAUCAAUGGGAUAAGUUGAAAUUCUGGAUUUUCGUAGAUAAAAAGACGUUUCCUGAUAAAGGGCAACGAUUUACUGCAAUUUAUAGUAGAGAUAGGGAAUAUUUAUUUGACGUGGACUCGCCCUGUUUUUUCACACCAGCAAUUCAUUCUCGAAUAGUUCAAUUUAUUUUGGAUAGAAAGAGGUUCAGUAAUAAUCCUCAAAAUGACUUUGCCUUUGGCAUUGAGAGGCUCCUCAACGAAAAAGCGUACGCUGCAUCUUAUCCUUUACAUGAUGGAGAUCUCAGAGCCUCUGGAAGAAUGAGACAUCUACUAUACACAGAAUGGGCGUCUAUAAGAAAAUGGUACAAGUAUCAGCCCUUGGAUUAUAUAAAAGAAUAUUUCGGGGUUAAAAUAGCGCUGUAUUUUGCGUGGUUGGGGUUUUAUACGCAUAUGUUAGCCCCGGCUGCCAUUGUAGGCUUAGCUUGUUUUAUAUAUUCCUGUGCUACUUUGUAUAGCAACCAACCAAGUGAGGAUAUUUGCAACCAAAGACUGAAAGAAAAAAUGUGUCCACUUUGUGACGUCUGGUGUGACUAUUGGGACAUAAAAGAAUCUUGCGUCCAUGCCAGGAUAACUUAUUUAUUUGAUAAUCCGACCACUGUGUUUUUUGCUAUAUUUAUGUCUAUCUGGGCUACAUUGUUUUUGGAAAUGUGGAAAAGAUAUUCUGCUGAAAUAACGCAUCGUUGGGACUUGACUGGGUUCGAUAUACAAGAGGAACACCCCAGGCCUCAGUACUUAGCAAGAUUGGCACAUGUCAAACGAAAACAAAUGAACGUAGUAACAAAUACUAUGGAACCUCACGUGCCUUUUUGGAAACUGCGAGUACCUAUGACUAUAUUCAGCUUUUCAGUUGUACUGCUUUUGGUUACCCUGGCUUUAGCUACCGUUUUAGCAGUAGUUUUGUACCGAAUGUCUGUUUUAGUAUCGUUAAAAACAUUUAACAAAACAUUUUUAGUGAACAACAGCUCUGUGAUGCUGUUUACAACGUGCACCGCAGCUUCUAUAAAUCUGGUCUUCAUCAUCAUUUUCAAUUACAUAUACACAUAUGUUGCUGAAUACCUGACAGAAUUUGAGUUACUCAGAACUCAAACGGAAUUCGAUGAUUCGUUGACUUUGAAAAUAUAUCUCCUCCAAUUUAUAAAUUACUACGCCUCAAUAUUUUACAUUGCAUUCUUCAAAGGCAAGUUCAUUGGCCAUCCAAAGGGAUAUAAUAGGUUUUUCGGAUACAGACAAGAAGAGUGCGGGCCUGGAGGUUGUUUGAUGGAACUCUGCAUCCAAUUGGGAAUCAUCAUGAUAGGCAAACAAGCGAUGAAUACAAUCCUUGAAAUGCUUUUCCCACUUUUCUUCAAGUGGCUGAACACCCUCAAGGUCAAGACCGGGUUGACAAAAGACAAACUUUCGGGUAAGGGAUGCCAACCGCAAUGGGUGAAAGACUUCAAGCUGGUGGAAUGGGGACCAAGGAGUUUGUUUCCCGAAUAUUUGGAAAUGGUUCUCCAAUACGGAUUCGUGACAAUCUUUGUAGCAGCUUUCCCUUUGGCCCCAUUUUUUGCAUUGCUGAACAACAUACUGGAAAUGAGGCUCGACGCACAAAAAUUACUGACGUACUAUCGUCGUCCAGUCUCACAAAGAGUCAAAGACAUUGGCGUUUGGUAUAGGAUAUUGGAUUCUAUUGGAAAACUGUCAGUUGUUACAAAUGCAUUCAUAAUAGCGUUCACAUCAGACUUCAUCCCAAAGCUGGUCUACUUGAGUUCCCACCACAGCUUAGACAACUAUCUGCAGGACUCCCUAUCCUACUUCAACACUUCGGACUUCGAUAACUACUCCAGACCCAUAGACAGUAGCGAACUGGUGUGUCGGUACCCAGACUACCGAGAACCACCUGGUACAUCAAGGGAAUACCAACACACUUCGAUGUAUUGGGAAAUUUUGGCUGUCAGAUUGGCGUUCGUGGUGAUUUUUGAGAACGUCGUGGUGUUGGUUAUGAUCAUAGUGAAGUGGUGCAUUCCUGAUAUACCCAGUGCGCUCAGGGAUCAGAUCAGGAGAGAGGCUUAUAUUACCAAUGAGAUCAUCAUUCAGCAGGAGACGCUCAGGGCGCAAAGCGGAAAAUUACGACCAUCGUCGAAGAAAAUCGACAAACUACGAAAUAUCAACGAAGCUCCGGCAUCUCCAGAACAGUGGGAUCGUCUGAUAAGCAAAUCUCUCACGGGCAGCGACUUCGAUCUGCUGGUGCACCACGAAAACCAAGAUCGCGAGUGUUGUCAAAGAAAAGAUCCAAAGUCGCCGUCUUCCAUUUAAGUUCCUAUUUUUUCUAGUCAAUAUGAUGUGAUUAUGUCUUCGAAAAACAUAUUUAGUUAUUUAGAAAAGGAAGGAUAGUUAUGAGGAGCAAAGGAUGUUCCUAGCUCGAAUAGUACUUAUACUUUUGCAACUGUGUUAGGGAAAGGUUCCCACGUUUUAUGCCUAUCUAACUUUGGCGAAAUCCCGUAAGAUUGGGCGAUAAAACAAUCACUCUAAGUGAAUCUCGUAUUUUGCUCAGUUUAUAUUUUUGGUUUCUAAGCGAUCUUAAUGUACUUUUAGCUGCAGCAAAGAGAGCUGAAAGACAAAAAUGCACUGAAAUCUUGACCUGCUAAACUGCAGCUGUCAUGAUUCUCCUAUAGUAGGGAUUUUCAAUUUAUAUACGUACCUUUCAGGUUUUUUGAAAGAUUUUUCUUAGAACUUAAGAAUUUUUCUAACUACAAAGUUAAAGCCACUCGCAGAUAUCUAUGAUAAACUUCCAACCUCAAUUCCUUAUAAUUUUUGAGUGAAAAUACUUUGCUUCCACCAUUUCAUUAAUGUUGUGCAAUGUUAUCCUUGGAUCUUAAGAAAAAUAUAUGGUUUAAUAUGUUUGAUAGCACAAUAUAUUUGAAUGUUUAAUACGAAUAUAAAUUGAUAUAUGUAUAUACAAUGUGUUUGGUCACGACAUACCGAUAUUUGAGGGGGAUAUUUUUUAGCUAUUUUUAUCACCAAAUCCACCCCCUAUAAUGUCAUACCUCACCCCCUCUUGAAAUGGAUCCAUACCGCUGCGAACGAAAUUAGGGCUGAUGCGGCCAUGGUCUGCCGCUCAACAUGACACAUUGUUUUGAGAACAACAAUGUUCAUAACCAAUAAUGGAGGACAUUUUGAACAGCUUCUGUAACAUUAAACAUGUCCAAACUCUCUAUAAGAAACAUUGAUUUGUCAUUUUUAUGUAUAUAAAAUAUGAAAACAAUUUGCAUUUUAUUACACCCAUUUUGACCCAUGUUAGAUAGCAUUCAUUGCAUUAGCACAAAAAAGGUACAACUUCACAGACUAGUUUUUGAAUGGUGCGUGGAAAUGCACAAAAGAAUCAAUUUUCUUUCACAUUUCUUUUCUAUUUUUGUCUGCUUUUAAGUUUGUUUGACGUUAGUAUCAAAACAAGUUUUUCAUUAAUCGCUAGGACAACAUGUCAUCGUGCAAAUGAUACCAAACUUAUCAUUCUGUGACAAUUACGUACGCAGUUAUUACAAUUUUCAUACAUGCACUACCGUAAUCGUAACGUAAAAAUAAAAAUGGCUGCCAUUUCAACGGGGAUGAGGUAGGGCAUUGUAGGGAGGUCGAUUUGUCGAUAAAAAUAGCUGAAAAGUACCACUCUUAAAUAUCGGUAUGUCGCGACGAAACACAUUGUAUAUAUACUAAUUGACAUAUAAAUCCGAACACCCAGUUUAAAUGGUUUUAUUUUAAUAAAAUUUUGUAUAAGUACUUAAUGAAGCAUAAUAAGUAAAUGAUAAAAAUUUCAAAAUGAUUGCACUGCUUUAAAGCCCUUUGACCUUUAAUAAUGUGUCGAUCCACCCUGAUGUGCUACGCAUUCUCCAACGCGCCUAGGCAUGCUUCUGAUCGGGUCGUCAAUGUCCUCCUGUGGUAUCUCAUUCCAGGCAACCACCAACUCCUCUCGAAGUGCUUCUAGAGUCUGAGGAGGACGUUGCAAAUUGAGCAAUCUCUUACCCAUCAUAUCCCACACGUGCUCAAUUGGGGAUAAGUCGGGAGAUCUUGGUGGCCAUGGUAACAAUGUGACAUCAUUAUGUUGAAAGAAGUCUAUUGAGACUCUUGCAACAUGUGGUCGGGCAUUAUCUUGUUGGAAAGUUGGAUCUGCCAGGGUGUCAAGAUAGGGUAAAAGAUGGGGUUCUAGAACUCCGUGGAUAUAACCCUGCGCGUUCAUGUUACCUCUGAUGAAGAUUAAAGGUGACCUGGAACCAUAAGCUAUAGCACCCCAAACCAUAACUCCAACAGUGUGAUGAACAUGUCUUUCAUCAAAAAACUGUGGAUUCCUCCUUUCACCACGUCGCCUUCUAACCCUGGCACGACCAUCGUGCAUGCCUAAACAAAACCGAGACUCGUCACUAAAGACUAUACUGUUCCAUUCCUGAUCCCAGAGUGACCGUUGUCUGUACCACUCAAGGCGAUUACGUCUCGAGAUAAAGGGAGGACCCAGUGUGGCCGGUAUGAAAACAAGCCAAAACUUUUCGUCGGUAAACACUUCCCAUGCCAAUAGGUCUUCCGUGUUCUGCAAACCAUUCAUUUGCGAUGGACCUGGUAGUGGAGAAACGGUCCCUUAAGGCCAAUAAUCUUAGGCGGCGAUCUUCACGGUCUGUUGUUCUACGGCGGCGUCCAGUGCCCCUUGCUCUUUGCGUACGGCCUUCUCGAAGCCAUGCCUGACAACACCUAACCACAGUGUCUACACUUCUUUGCACUCUAACUGCAAUUGCCCGAAAAGAAAGUCCAGCUUCCCGAAGUCCCACUAUACGGCCCCUAACAAACUCACUAAGUUGACGAAAUCGUACAGGUCUCCGUACUCUAGGCAUCGUAACCGAUCGUAAAGGAUGUCAAGAACCAAAAUCCGCCAACGUUGAUUCUUUACUGCGGCUGAAAUAUUCAUUUUUAGCGCGUUAAUGAAUUAAAAAAAAGCAGUAUAAAAACCGGAAUGUCCAACUGAUAAGGCUGAAAAUUUUUUCACUUAUUUACAGUAAGAUAAAUACACUCACCAACUUUUAUUAAAAUAAAACCAUUUAAACUGGGCGUUCGGAUUUAUAUGUCACUUAGUAUAGACAUACAUACACUUUUUUAUGAAUCUUUGCACUAAUCAUGUGUUCAUAUAGCUUUGAAAUGACCAAAAGAAAAGACCAUUAAAUAACAAUAGGAGAAAAUAAUUUUUUCCUCCCUUUUAAGUACACUUUCUAAUAAUUCUGCUUUCAAUUCACUACAGUUUCUAAUGGCCUGUUUUCUCAAAUAUAAAAUGCUGUAUAAUAGGUGUAAGGAUAUUUUCUGUGACUAACAGCGCUUUAACGCUACGUGAUUUUAUAGGAAAAAUGCCAACUUUAUUUUUUUUCUGUGAUUAAUAUUGAUAUUGUUAUGUUAUGAUAUACCGUUUGUGUCAUAAAUAAAACACGCCGGUUAUAUUUCAGCAAUCAUUCAUUCCAGGAUGAUCAAAAUAUUUCAUUAUAAAAGUGACCUAAUGGAACAAGGUUCCGAAGAGAUGGCGUAAUUUUAACGAAAGUAACAUGUUUUUUUUUUUUAAAUAUCGCUCUCUAAUAAUUAUUGUACGAGCCUUAAAAUAAUUUUCAUUUCGCCCAGUCAUCGUGAAAAAAGUAUCAAUUCUUUUAGGCUGAAUGGUUCCUGAGAUACAGCCGAUGUCCUGUUUUAACAGCGCGUUCGAUAUAUGAUCUAUAUUAUGUACUGUAUAGUAACAAGAUAUACCGAGUGACAAAAAAAUUUAAACACCUACGUAACCGGCUAAUUCUACGCACACUAGGCAUUUCGAGCAAUCACAAAAAGACUUCUUAAUAAGCUACACGAAAUUUAACAUUUAACUGACACCGUAAAUGCACGAAAACUGAAUGCCUCUUCAUCACCAAACAAUACACCCAGCCACCACAAAAAUUUAACAUAAGAACCUGACCAUUUCAUCACUUGCUAUUCAUUCAAUUCAAUUCAAUGGACUUUAUUGUAACACAUACAUAAUUAUGUAUCCUUACAAAUGGCGAAGUCUGGCCAAUGGCCAUUUAUACUUAACCAUAAAUGUCAAUGCUUAUUACUACCUUCAAAAUAAAAUAAAAAAAAAACUGAAAAAGAAAAGGAAAAAGAAGAAUAAUAGUAAAAGAAGAAUUAAUAAAUAUGACAUAAUGCGUACGAUUAGAACAAAAAACAUAAUACGUACGAUUCAAAGAGAGGACAAUAACCUAAGAACUCAAUAAGUAGUUUUGAUAUUUUUUUUUAGAAAAGUUGCUGAUGAAACAUUGUUCGAAAGAGUUGAUCAAUUUCACCGCAUUAUACGUAAAAGACCGUUGAAAAAUGGCUGUCCUAUGUUGUGGCAUUGUCAGGAGAUUAAUGUUGCGCGUAUUCAAAUUGUGAAUUAAAUUCCUACGAACAAGCUUUUGCAUAAGAUAAACGGGAACAGAAGUUUUUAAUAUUUUUACGACAAAUGUAACAAAGUUGUAUUUGAAAAGAUCAGAAAUUUUCAACCAAUUCAUUGAAGAUAUUGAGUGAGAAACAUGAUCGUACCUUCUUAAAUUGUUUAUGUAACGACUACAUGAGUUUUGAAUUUUUUGCAGUCUGUAUUUUGUGAUUUCAUCCAGACAGGGAUAAUAAACUAUGUUGCAGUAAGCAAUUUUACUGAGUAUGAGUGACUCGCAUAACAUUUUCUUAAUUUUUCUAUUUAAAACAGUUUUACUUGCAUAUAGAAGCCUGAGUUUUAAAAUAACUAGACUUACACACAUAGCCAACAUGCUCCUGAAAUCUGAAAUCUUCAUCCAAGUACAAACCUAAAUUUUUUGCAGAAUGGGAAAAUAUUAGGAUACUAUUAUUUAGUGAUAAAUUUAACUUUGAUUUGAGGAAAGUACGUUUUUUCUUGGAGCAAAAAAGUAUAGCUGUCGAUUUCGAUGCGUUUAGAUGUAAAUUAUGUUUUGCAGCAUAUGUGCAUAAGUAUUGCACAUCUUGAUUGAUAAGGUUGUUAGCUAAAUGGUAGUUGUUCGGACAGAAAUUAUAAAAAACCUGCAUAUCAUCAGCAUUAUGAUUGACUAGAACAAUGUUGAAGGGUGUUAGAAAUUUCAAAGGUGUAUAUAAGGAAUAAAAGUGGACCUAAUAUGGAUCCCUGAGGCACGCCGGAACAAAUCGGCCUUUUGUCUGAAAGUUUAUUUUGUAUGACGAGAUAUUGAUGUCGUUCAUUUAAAUAGCAAUCUAUCCAUUCCAGAACCAAGUCGUCACACCCAAUGUAUUUACAUUUAGAAACUAACAGCUUGUGAUUCAGGGUGUCAAAAGCCUUGCUGAAAUCCAAUAAGACUAAUGUAGUUGCUUCUUGCCUAUCCGCCGCUGUUAGUACAUCGUCACAAACCCGUGCCAAAGCGGUAGUGGUACUGUGACCCUUUCUAAAGCCUGAUUGAUUUAAUGGCAAAAUGCUGCGUUCGAGUAAAUACUCAUUCAACUGCAUAUAAACUAUUUUUUCUAGAAUUUUUGAUAGAGCUGACAGCAAGCUAAUAGGUCGGAGAUCACCAGGAACCUGGGGAUUGGGAAUCUUUGGAAGAGGUUGCACUAAUGGCAAGAUAAAUCUAUACGUGAAACAUGCUUGAAUUCUAAUAGACAUACGUAGGUGUUCAACUUUUGUGUCACUCAGUAUAUUAUUAUAAUGUUAUGCAAAGCGUGAAAUCUGACUUUAUCAAAUGUUAUCGCUACUCAUUUUUAUGAUAUUGAAUGGG
Acanthoscelides obtectus is the source of this 8769-nucleotide messenger RNA. The record is from the annotation of a GenBank genome assembly. NCBI's taxonomy places the organism in Eukaryota, Metazoa, Arthropoda, Insecta, Coleoptera, Chrysomelidae.